GAUACAGCCACAGAGGUCGUUACUGUAGAUAAAGUGGAGCUGACAGAUUUCUGUCUCGAUGACCUGCAGGUGAACUUUGAUGACAACAACCCGUUCAGCGAGGGUUUCCAGGAGAGGGAGAGGAGGGAGAGGCUGAGGGAGCAGCAGGAGAGGCAGAGAGUUCAGCUCAUGCAGGAGGUGGAGCGCCAUCGAGCCUUGCAGCAGAGACUGGAGCUGGAGCAGCAAGGCCUCCUGGGAGCCUCAAUGGGUCCUGGAGCCGGAGCUCCGUCGGGGGCUCGAGUCGGGCAGACACCGGGACCUGGGGGUCCUGCUGGGUCAGCACCUGUCUCAGGAGGGGACGGUCUCUCCCAGAUGCCUUUCUUCAGUUCUGAACUGCCUCAGGACUUCCUCCAGUCCCCCCCGGCCUCCAGACCUGCCCCACAGCACCAGGGCCAGACGGGGGCGUCAUUCCCCCAACAGGCAGGCCUCCACCAGGGCUUCCCAGGAGGACCCCUGCACCCGGGACCUCAUCCGGCUCCAGGUCUGCAGUCUGGGGCCACAGCUGAGCACGGCAUCGUGGAUCUGGGUCCUUCCAACUUCCAACCCAGACCCAGGUUCUCAGGCCACACCGGGCCCCCGGGGGCCCAGGGACCGGUACGACCGGCAGGAAUGACCCCCUCCAAUCCUGGUCAGGCUCAUCGGUACGGACACGACUCCUCCUCUUCCUCCCCCUCUACCCCCUUUCCCCCCUCCUUCCCCUGCUCCUCCUCUGGCCCCGCCUCCCUCGCCCAGCUCUACUCUGACAUCAUCCCUGACGACAAACCAAAGAAGAAGCGGAGCAGGAAGAGGGACGGGGACGAUGGUGGAGGAGGAGCCAGGACGCCGCUGUCCUCGUACUCUGAUGACAUCACAGCUCCGCCCACUCCUGCUGUCUCAGACACUUCCUGCUCCACGCCCACUCGGGGCAGCAUGGACCAAUCAGAUCUCUCCUUCUCUCUAAGCUCCUCCCUCUGCGCUCUGGCUCCGUCCUCGGAGUUGGAGAGGCAGCUGUCCGUCCUCUCUGCAGCCCAGCAGAGAGGCUCCGUCCUGGGCAUGGAGUCUCUGAGAGGUCCCCCGUCUGCAGCUCGUCUGGAGGUCAAGGAGGAGCGUGAGGAGGGAGGUGCGUGUGGGGGAGGCGUGGUGAAGAUGGAAGACGGUGGAGUUGGGGGAUUUUCCUCCCCCUCUCCUCUCCAUGGGGGAGACGGAGGGAAGGAGCUGCUCAGACACCUGCUGAAGGACAAGACGUCGCCGGCCGCCACGCCAUCGCCCACCGGCCAAGCCCCGCCCUCCGCCCGCCGCCAGCUGUCCAAUGAGAGCGCCCGGUCCGAGGAGGAGGACAGACCUGGUUCCCAUGGCAACAUGGUGAACAGUCCAGACCUCCUGGACUCCUCCGGCAGGAAGAAGACGACUCAGCGUUGCAAGAGACCAGCUCGGCCGGAGAAAGACCGAGCUCCUCCUAAAAACAAGAGGAGGAAGAAAGAGGAAGAGGAGAAGACGCUUCACUCCUCCACCACCUCCUUGGACCAGCUGACUCACCUCACACAGCUGUCUGUGCUGCCCCUCAUGGAGCCGGUUCUGGGGGUGGACCUGAGUCUGUUCCCCCCGUACGGCAGCUCCUCUCUGGGCAGAGACUCCAGACUCACCGGCUCCUUCGGAAACGCCUGCCUGGAUGGAGUCACCGACUACUACUCCCAGCUUAUAUACAAGGUAGUGCAGCUCAUACGGCAGCUCAUACAGCGGGUAGUGCAGCAGCUAGUGCAGCAGCUCAUACGGCGGGUAGUGCAGCUCAUACGGAGGGUAGAUGCAGCUCAUACUGCGGGGUUCCAGUGUAUUCGGAGCGCACAACAGGCUCUCUCGACGUUUUCGUCCCGUCGAUUCGUUCCUGAAGAGCGACGUGUGAUACGGAGGUCAGCAG
Morone saxatilis (striped sea-bass) is the source of this 1933-nucleotide messenger RNA. RefSeq names its product histone-lysine N-methyltransferase 2C-like. The transcript has 6 exons. Gene Ontology annotation, molecular function: histone binding; histone H3K4 methyltransferase activity; transcription coactivator activity. Gene Ontology annotation, biological process: positive regulation of transcription by RNA polymerase II. Gene Ontology annotation, cellular component: MLL3/4 complex. NCBI's taxonomy places the organism in Eukaryota, Metazoa, Chordata, Actinopteri, Moronidae. The record is from RefSeq and is a predicted model, not a curated record. The annotation marks the transcript as partial.